AUCGAUUAAUCUGUCAUUCGUACGUUCAAAAGUUAUCGAUAGCAUCCUCGUUUCUUUGCGGUAGGCAGAAGUUGUGUGAUUUUGUAAUAGGUGUUUUUUCAGUUAAUUCUCUAAUUAAAAAUUAAAAAAGUUUUUCUCUUUAGUAAUGGCUGCUCAAUUCUUCAAUCGCAUUGGCCAACUGGGUUUGGGUGUUGCUGUGGUCGGUGGUGUUGUAAAUUCGGCAUUAUAUAAUGUUGAUGGUGGCCAUCGUGCUGUGAUUUUCGAUCGUUUCACCGGUGUCAAGAAUGAAGUUACCGGUGAGGGUACCCAUUUCUUUAUUCCCUGGGUACAACGUCCCAUCAUCUAUGAUAUACGUUCACAGCCCCGCAAUGUGCCCGUGGUGACUGGCAGUAAGGAUUUGCAAAAUGUCAAUAUUACCUUGCGUAUCUUGUAUCGUCCCAUUCCCGAUCAAUUGCCAAGAAUUUAUACAAUUUUGGGUCAGGAUUACGAUGAAAGGGUAUUGCCUUCCAUUGCCCCUGAGGUCUUGAAGGCUGUUGUGGCCCAAUUCGAUGCUGGUGAAUUGAUUACACAGCGUGAGAUUGUGUCCCAACGUGUAUCCGAUGAAUUGACUGAACGUGCCAAACAAUUCGGUUUCAUUUUGGACGAUAUUUCCAUUACCCAUUUGACCUUCGGCCGUGAAUUCACCCAAGCCGUCGAAAUGAAACAGGUUGCCCAACAGGAAGCCGAAAAGGCCCGUUUCGUUGUCGAAAAGGCUGAACAACAAAAAUUGGCUGCCAUUAUUUCCGCCGAGGGUGAUGCCGCUGCUGCUGAACUUUUGGCCAAAUCCUUUGCCGAAGCCGGUGAUGGUUUGGUUGAAUUGCGUCGUAUUGAAGCUGCCGAAGACAUUGCCUAUCAACUAUCCAGAUCCCGUGGUGUUGCCUAUUUGCCUGGCAAUCAAAGCACACUGCUCAAUCUUCCUAGCAACACUUUGGCGCAAUAAACACGCAACAAUUUGAUUGGAUAUUAAGUUUUAGCAUUUAAAUAUGUUUUUUCUAUUAAAACAACCACACACACCUUUAUACCCAAAAAACACGAAAAAACCAAACCCCCCAUCCUCCAACUUUUUUCGUGAAAAAGUUAAAAAAUGGUUAUUGUUUUUAGACAAGAUACAUAACUGUAAAGAAACGGAAAUAUUGAACUCUUUGAAAGAGUAUUUCGAAGUAGCUGCUACACAUCUUUUAAUUUUAGGAUUUUUUUUGUUAAGAAAAAAGAAACUCAUUGCCCAGGGGUCUACAUUUUUGACAUAGACCAUAGUUCGUUGAUUACAAUAUGGCUUUGAUUUUAUUACUUAAGCCUGUAAUUCAUUACAAUUUCACUUAAUUUGUAAGCUGGUUAAUGUCGUUUGGAAAGAUGUAAAUGUUUGUGCCCCACUUGAGUUGUGUUAAACUUCUUUUUCUUAUUGCUUUAAGAAUUUUUGUAAAUUUUUAAGUACAAUAAACAAAAGUUAUAAAAUAUGUA
Messenger RNA from Musca domestica (house fly), 1497 nucleotides. It is a transcript of the gene Phb1, whose product is annotated as protein l(2)37Cc-like. Bases 146 to 979 code for a protein of 277 amino acids. Gene Ontology annotation, cellular component: membrane; mitochondrion. Gene Ontology annotation, biological process: mitochondrion organization. Lineage: Eukaryota; Metazoa; Arthropoda; Insecta; Diptera; Muscidae. The record is from RefSeq and is a predicted model, not a curated record. The transcript is spliced from 3 exons.